This is a messenger RNA of Sitophilus oryzae (rice weevil), 2940 nucleotides long. RefSeq names its product glutamate receptor ionotropic, kainate 2-like. Gene Ontology annotation, biological process: monoatomic ion transport; modulation of chemical synaptic transmission; synaptic transmission, glutamatergic. Lineage: Eukaryota; Metazoa; Arthropoda; Insecta; Coleoptera; Curculionidae. The transcript has 16 exons. Gene Ontology annotation, cellular component: plasma membrane; postsynaptic membrane. Gene Ontology annotation, molecular function: glutamate-gated receptor activity; transmitter-gated monoatomic ion channel activity involved in regulation of postsynaptic membrane potential. The coding region runs from base 257 to 2914 and encodes 885 amino acids. The record is from RefSeq and is a predicted model, not a curated record.
UAUGGACCCCGUCGACAUCUGCGUUCAAAAAUCUAACAUUUCUCGUCCAAAAUUAAAUCGCUUAAAAAUAGAAUCGGCGAUUCCUUCCUGCUUUAUUCCCAGACGCUCCGCUCCGAUUUUAUCAAUUCGGAAUACUUUUUAUUUUUGUUUUGAUUGUUGUGGUCGGUUGAUUCAGUUUCGGGUUAUUGUCGUCGUUAGUUCAGGAAGAAAACUGUUUUAUUCCAUGUGCAAAAAAAUGUGCUAGAACUUCCGCAAAAUGAAAAUUAUUCGGCUAGUUUGGCUUUGUGUUGUUAUUAUAAACGGCCUGUAUUGCUUCAAUAAUAAUAAUAAAGAAAGGGAGAAUCUGAAUAUUGCUAUUUUUAUCAACGACAAUGAAUACACCGACUUGACAACAAAUGCCAUCAAGAACGCCGUCAACGUCAUCAAAGUAAAAACUAAGUACAACGUGAUAGAUCAUGUGAUACGGUUGAAGGAAGAAAAUGGGUAUGAAGCUGGACAAAUUUUUUGUGAGCUGCUGUCAAACGGCCUGGCCGCUGUUUUUGGGCCAGAAUCUUUCGCCCUCAACGAAGUAAUCGAAUCAACAGCUCUGAGUCUACAAUUACCACACUUUCAAAUCUUCUGGAAUCCUAAAUUGCUACCUCAAGACAGCGAAAACCGAAGUACAAUUUUCAACUUGCACCCCCAAUCGGCUGAUUUGUCUAAAGCCUUGGCCACUUUGAUAAGAGACAAUGAUUGGAGCAGUUACACCAUUAUUUAUGAAGAGGAGUCUGGAUUGGUGAGACUAAGAGAAAGUCUUAAAGAUAGAAAAAGUGCAGAUCCGAUUGUGUCGUUCAGAAAAUUGGGUCCUGGACCAGAUUACAGAACUGUCCUGAAACAGAUUAAAAAUUCCGAGGACGUCCAUUUCAUCCUGGACUGUCGCGCUGACCGGAUUCUGGACGUUUUACGACAGGCCAAGCAAGUGAAACUUCUGGAAGAUUACCACAGUUAUAUACUGACGGAUUUGGAUGCUCAUACUCUUGACUGGACCGAGUUCAAAGAAAUGCCAGCCAAUAUUACUGCAUUCCGAUUUAUUGACCCUGCCAGCGAUGUAAUAAAGAAUAUUAGAAAAAUAUGGAGGGUGGACGCAACUAAUAUUAAGACCGGUACGGCCCUGCUCUACGACGCGUUAAACGUUUUCAUUACGGCCUUCCGGGACAUGGCGGCCAAAGAAGAUCCAAUAAUAAAACCUCUGGAUUGCGACGACUACGAGUUUUCGGAGCAUGGCCAGAGAAUUGGGGAACUCGUUAGAAAGCCUCCAAAAACGAGCAAAAAAAUUUUACCAGGUCCAUUAUCAGAUCCGAUAUAUUUCGACGACAGCGGCCAAAGAACAAACAUCGACCUGCAGAUUAUCGAAAGGUCUAAGACGGAGGUGGGCUUCAGAGUAUCAGGGACGUGGAAUUCCAAGAAGCCCAACGUCAUCCGGUAUGCUGUCACAUCGGAGGAAAGAGAGAAGGAACUGCAGAAGGAAAUUCAACAGAAGAAUUUCAGAGUAGUCUCCAAGAUCGGAGCUCCAUAUCUGAUGCACAGAAGCCCGCCGCCGGGCAAGUCGCUCUACGGCAAUGACAGAUGGGAAGGAUACGCCCUGGACCUAAUGCAGGAAAUAUGUCACAUUCUGAACUGCAGUUACACGUUCGAAGAAGUGCCCGACGGCAAAUAUGGAAACUAUGAUCCGGAUAAGAAAGAAUGGAACGGUCUUAUUGGGCACUUGUUGAAUAGAAAAGCCGAUCUUGCAGUUUGUGACUUAACCAUCACAUAUGAGAGAAGACGUGCUGUCGAUUUUACAAUGCCAUUUAUGACUCUGGGCAUAAGUGUGCUCUAUGCCAAAGCUGUCAAGGAACCUCCAGAAUUAUUAGCAUUUGCCCAUCCACUCACCUUAAAUAUAUGGCUCUAUAUGGCAACAUCAUACUUGGUCAUCUCUAUGAUUAUAUUUUUGGUAGCCAGGUUAAAUCCGAACGACUGGGAAAAUCCGCAUCCUUGUGACCCGAAUCCAGAAGAAUUGGAAAAUAUUUGGACCAUAAGAAACUGCUGCUGGUUGACGUUGGGCUCCAUAAUGGCCCAAGGAUGCGAUCUCUUGCCAAAAGGCGUAUCUACUAGGAUGGCAACAGCAGCUUGGUGGUUCUUUUCACUGAUAAUGACUACGUCCUACACUGCCAAUAUGGCUGCUUUUCUCACUAUGUCCCGUAUGGGUUUAACAAUCGAGAAAGCUGAAGAUUUAGCUACUCAAACUAAAAUUAAAUAUGGAUGUGUAGCAGGUGGAUCCACUUCAUCGUUUUUCCAAGACACCAAUUUCUCCACGUAUCAUCAAAUGUGGGUGCAGAUGGAAUCGGCAGAUCCGACGGUUUUCGAGUCUAGUAAUACAGAUGGCGUGAAGAGGGUAUUAAAUAGUAAAAGAAAAUACGCCUUUCUGAUGGAAAGUUCAUCGAUAGAGUACGAAACAGAAAGAAACUGCGAUCUCAUACAGGUGGGCGGUAUGAUCGAUUCGAAGGGGUAUGGAAUAGCUAUGACAGCGAAUUUCCAAUACAGGAAAGCUUUCAACGAGGCCAUAUUAAAAAUGCAAGAAAUGGGAAUUCUUAGUAGACUGAAAACAAAAUGGUGGACAGAAAUGAACGGUGGUGGAGUAUGUAAGGAGGAAGAACAUGCAGAUGACAAUGCUGCAGCAGAGUUGGGACUUGACCAUGUAGGUGGAGUGUUCGUAGUUUUAGCUGUUGGGGUUGUUAUAGCCUUGACUUUUGCUACGUGUGAGUUUAUAUGGAUGGUGAAGAAAGUGGCAAUAAGAGAACACAUGGGCUUCAAUCGAGCUCUGAUGCAAGAAUUACGCUUUGUUUUGAAUAUAUGGGAACGAAAGAAAGUUAUAAAGAAAAAUACUGAAAAAUAAUUUAAAAAAUAAAGUUGAUAAGUUUA